CCUAUAACCCUCCCCUGCGCAGUCACGCUUCGCGCACACUGCGGAUGGCGUGGCGAGGUUCCUUCUCGCGAUCGUUGCUCGCCGCCGCGCGGUCCUCCGCCGCCCGGUCGACGCCGGCGGCGGCGCGAGCUCCGCCUUCGGCAGUACCUCGCCUCCAGCGCCGCCAGCCUUCUUUCGCUUCUCCCCGGAAUCUGGGAGAGCUGGGAUGCAUGCAGUCCUUCCUUCCGCUUUACAGCACGGUGGCCGCUCCUCGACUCACCUCCCACCUCUCGGCCAGCGUGAGGGAGUGCUGUGAGCUUUCUCAGGGGAAAAAUGGAAAAGAUGGUUGAUGGAAGAGACGGGCGUCAUUCAGUGGGAAUCAAUCUGAAAGCCCACGUACUUGAGGAAUUAAGGAUUUGCUGUGCUUCCAAGAGGCGGCGAGAUCUGGAUUAUCAUUUUGUGGAAUGGAAGAGUAGUACUUUUGUUAUUAACUUUGACACUAUAUGUGCAUGAAUAAGUAAACUUCACCUUGUGUGGAAAAAAAAGAUGUUCCACAACACCAAGAUUUUAAACAUUAGCCAAGUAAUGCCUGCUAUUUCCUUUUGUAGCACUGUGCAUUCUUUCUACACUUCAAUAAAAGAAUUCUGGUGUUUCUUUGUGUGCCA
Messenger RNA from Zingiber officinale, 644 nucleotides. Its product is annotated as protein NONRESPONDING TO OXYLIPINS 2, mitochondrial-like. Bases 45 to 329 code for a protein of 94 amino acids. The transcript has 4 exons. The record is from RefSeq and is a predicted model, not a curated record. Lineage: Eukaryota; Viridiplantae; Streptophyta; Magnoliopsida; Zingiberales; Zingiberaceae.